AUGGAGCACUAAAGGUUGCACCAUCAUGACUAAUGGUUGGACGGAUAGGAGAAAUAGAACUCUCCUUAAUUUUCUUGUUUCUUCCGCAGGGGGCACCGUUUUCAUCAAGUCCAUUGAUGCCUCCGCCCAUUGCAAGAAUGCCACCUACCUAUGUGAGCAGAUAGAGGAGGUGAUUGAAGAUGUGGGUGAGGAGAACGUGGUACAGGUGGUGACCGACAAUGCAGCAAAUUAUGUUGCUGCGGGUAGACUAUUGAUGGAGAGGCACCCAUCUAUAGUUUGGACUCCAUGUGCUGCUCAUUGCAUUGACCUCAUGUUGGAGGAUAUUGGAAAAAUCCCAUGGGUCAAGAGAUGUGUAGAAAAGGCAAGAAAUGUCUGCAAAUUUGUAUAUAAUCAUUCAUGGGUGUUGGCUCUUAUGAGACAAUACACAGAGCAGAAGGAGUUGCAUCGUCCAGGAAUCACAAGAUUUGCCACAAACUUCCUCACAUUGCAGUCCAUGCUUAGGUCUAAGCCUGCCUUGAGACGUAUGAUUGUUGGUGAGGAGUGGUCUUCCUCAUCCUAUGCUACCACCCCUGCAGGGAUAGAGAUGGCAGAUUGCAUUUUUGAUGAGCAAGGCUUUUGGGUCCCUUGUGAUGAGAUAGUGAAAGUAAUUUUUUUAUAAAUUCUACAAUUUAGCUUCAUGUUUUAUAAGUUAUUAUAUGUAUUCUCUUAUUUGCUCAUUUUUCUAAAUUACACAAUAUUUUCAAUUUUGCAGUUUGUUAAGCCCUUGGU
Molecule: messenger RNA, 768 nt
Organism: Cryptomeria japonica (Japanese cedar)
Lineage: Eukaryota; Viridiplantae; Streptophyta; Pinopsida; Cupressales; Cupressaceae
Exons: 3
Coding region: 26-658 (210 amino acids)
Source: RefSeq, a predicted model, not a curated record